UAGAGUAGGUGUUCACGUGACAGACGUUUUCAAGAAAGCGAGUUGACCAUUCCAGACACGGUAGAUUAGACCGUUAUCCUGUACGCUAUUAUUUGGGGACGCUAACUUUCAAUAAAUACACUUUCCGGAAAUGUUAUUUAAUCCGACCGGGUUGUCCGAAUGUUUACAGGAAUGGGAGGAUCUGGAGAAAGACUACCAUCAAGUCCAGGAGACACAUCGGCUCUACAAACAGAAACUGGAGGAAGUUUCGAAAUUGCAAGACAGCUGUUCGUCAUCUAUCGCACGCCAAAGGAAAAAGUUAAAGGAUCUCUCCGAAUCUCUGGAUGAGUGCAGAACCGCAGAAAGUCCAGAAGAUGUCAAUAAAAUAGUAGAGAUCCAAGAGUCCAUAAGAGAAAGACCUAAUGUCUUUUUUGAAAUGGAGGCCUUCCUGCCAAAGAAGAACGGGUUAUACCUCAGUCUUGUUCUUGGAAAUGUGAAUGUUACGCUUCUUAACAAGCAGGCCAAGUUUGCCUAUAAAGACGAGUAUGAGAAAUUCAAACUAUACUUGACUGUAAUUCUCUUGUUGUUCUCAUUCACCUGUCAGUUUUUGGUCAGCGACAGGGUUGUAGAUGCCCUUUUCAACUUCUUGUUGGUGUGGUAUUACUGUACAUUGACAAUAAGAGAGAGCAUUCUCAUUAAUAAUGGCUCUAAGAUCAAGGGUUGGUGGGUGUUUCAACACUAUGUUUCAACAUUUCUUUCUGGAGUAAUGCUGACCUGGCCUGAUGGUGAACUCUACCAGAUGUUUAGAAAUCAGUUCUUGUCAUACUCCAUGUAUAUAAAUUUUGUUCAAUUUUUGCAGUAUUACUAUCAGAGUGGAAGCUUAUAUAGACUUCGAGCUCUUGGAGAAAGACACAACAUGGACCUCACUGUUGAGGGGUUUCAGUCCUGGAUGUGGAGGGGUCUGACCUUUCUCCUGCCUUUCCUUUUCUUCGGCCAUUUUCUCCAGCUUUACAAUGGAAUUACACUCUUUCAAAUGGCCCGACUUCCAGAAUGGAAAGAAUGGCAGGUUCUCAUGUGUGGCUCCACGUUCCUUGUUUUAUUCAUGGGAAACUUCUUCACCACUCUUGGUGUUGUUUACCACAAAUACAUGGAUCAAGACAAGACCAAAGCUUUAUGAACAUGACACAAAAGCACUAAACUAUUUAUGAAAGCAAUUGAUAUUUUAUAUGAACGUCUUUUUUAUGUAAGCGAGGGAUGGAAUGAUUGUGUUGUUAAUGUAAAAUGUAUGAGUAAUAGUUUAAUAGAAUUUUAGUAAAUAUUCUCAGGUGGGUGUUUUUGUUUCAGCCAGGAUAAGUGAUGAUUUUUGUAAAUGUGUCACAAAGCAAAAGAAGUGAACAGUCUUUGCCAUAAACUAUUUAAUAUAUUGUUAUUAUUUUGUUAAAUGGAUUUCAAUGUCAUGAAGUGUUUCAUUUCAUAUAUAAAUGAAAAAUCCUGA
Triplophysa rosa is the source of this 1474-nucleotide messenger RNA. It is a transcript of the gene tmem120aa, whose product is annotated as transmembrane protein 120Aa. Gene Ontology annotation, biological process: fat cell differentiation. Gene Ontology annotation, cellular component: membrane. Lineage: Eukaryota; Metazoa; Chordata; Actinopteri; Cypriniformes; Nemacheilidae. The record is from RefSeq and is a predicted model, not a curated record. The transcript has 12 exons. Bases 131 to 1156 code for a protein of 341 amino acids.